Mugil cephalus (flathead mullet) is the source of this 1220-nucleotide messenger RNA. RefSeq names its product ankyrin repeat domain 22 (gene ankrd22). Lineage: Eukaryota; Metazoa; Chordata; Actinopteri; Mugiliformes; Mugilidae. The record is from RefSeq and is a predicted model, not a curated record. The transcript has 6 exons. Bases 82 to 654 code for a protein of 190 amino acids. Gene Ontology annotation, molecular function: protein binding.
GUGCUUUUAUUUUUACGGGUGAAACAGGAAGUGUUGUUGCAGGAAGUGUCGUGACGUCCAGGUGUGUUUUAUUUAUCCGUCAUGGGGCAACACUACUCGCAGCCGGCCUGUCAGGCAGCGUAUCUCGGAGACGUCCACCAGCUUUACGAACACCUGAAAAACGACCCGACGCAGCUGAACGUUCAGGCUCCCAACGGGGACACGCCGCUCAUCGCCGCCUGUCGCCGUGGAAACCAGAACGUGGUCAAAUACCUGCUGGACAACAAGGCUGACGUCCACCUGACCAACAAGAAACAAAGGACGUGUCUUCACUACGUGUCCAAGACAUGUUUCUCUCUGUGGGAUUAUCUGUUGAUCGCCAUCCUGAUGCCCAUCCUGCUGCUCGGAUACUUCAUCAUGUUGCAGAAACAGAGACGUAACGUCACUCUGAUGGAGACUGUGCUGCGCAGCGAUGUCAACAUCAACGCCGUCGACUAUAAGGGGAACACCGCUCUUCACUACGUCUGUCAGAGGAAAAGUCAUCGUCUGGUUCCUCUGCUGCUGCAGAAAAACGCAGACACUAACAUCAAGAAUAAGGAUGGAGAAACUCCGCUGGACAUCGCCAGCAGGAAAAAGUUCAAGAAGAUCGUCGUCAUGCUGAGGAAGACGGGUUGACGGACGGAACGAAAAAACCUCUGAAGAACUACUAGAAUAUUAUUAAUGUACAUUGUUAUCGAGGAACGUUAAUGGAAAAGAAAGUCAAAACGACGACACCGCUUCCAGUCUGUUUGCUAACUGUUUUUAAGAGUAGUUUCAAUUACACCAGCUAGCUAUAAACAUAAUGCUAGCUGUGCUAAGCUAAACUCACCCUCUGAAUUUGUGUUUUUUACUGACUAAGACGGGAGACUGAAGUCCGACAGGACGUCUGUCACAGAGCACAAGUGUAAAAUGUUAAGGUAAACAACAAUGAUAUCGUUAGCCUAAAAGCAUAAUUGCUUAAGUAAUUUUUGACUUGCUGUUACAGUUUUUGUUAUAGUUACAGUGUUUGUUGUUUUUAUGUUUUUUUGAAAACCUUAAAAUAUGACUUAGGCAAUUAUGCUAUUAGACUAACGAUAUGUAUAAAUAGUAGAAUAUGUCUGUAGAUGUGAAACUAAUCAUCAAACAGUAUAUUUCAAAUUCACUUUUUUACCGAAGUACAAAAAAUGUUUUAUAAAACAUGUAAAUAAAACAUCUCGACAUGC